AUGUCGAGAUUCCGUCAGAGGCUUCUGUGCAAUGGUCAGAUGUUGAACGACGACAGCCCUUUGCAGGGAUCCAUGGAUUUGCACCUGGUGUUGCUGCCCGUCAUUGACAUGACGGACUUGGCUUUUCGGGACGUGGACCUCGUGGACGCUGCGGAAUUUGGAAAUGUAGAGGAAACUGAGGAAAUCCUCCAACUGCCUGCAGAUCCAGAUGUGGUCGGCUUGAUGUCGUGGGGGGAACACCCUGCGACGCCCCUUUACGCAGCAGCCGCGCGUGGCCAUGCCGGAGUGGUGCGCCUGCUGUUGGAAGCCAGGGCCGACAUUGACCGAGUAGCCCUGCAUCAAGGCACUCCGCAACAUGAGAAGCCUUUUGUCGAAGCAUGUCUGGCCGGCCAUGCAGAAGUCGUGCGUUUGCUCCUUAAGGCCAGAGCCGCAGCCAACCAGACCGUGACAUGCUAUACCUCGGACACACGGGAGGAGUACGAAAGACCAAUCCUGGGCCCCAUAUUGGAGAGCCAAGAGUUGGAGGUGGGGCGAGCUCUACUAGAAGCUAGAGCAGAUCCUGCUUCAGCUCACGUCGCCAUGCGGUUCGCUUUGCAAGAGAACCAGAGCGAAAUCGUACGCCUGCUGCAAGAGUUCGGUGCUGAAGUUCCUGAACCUCGGCUACGGCGGCGAUACGUAAGAUAG
This is a messenger RNA of Symbiodinium sp. CCMP2456, 684 nucleotides long. The record is from the annotation of a GenBank genome assembly. Lineage: Eukaryota; Dinophyceae; Suessiales; Symbiodiniaceae.